Xenopus laevis (African clawed frog) is the source of this 1208-nucleotide messenger RNA. RefSeq names its product protein RRP5 homolog. The record is from RefSeq and is a predicted model, not a curated record. Lineage: Eukaryota; Metazoa; Chordata; Amphibia; Anura; Pipidae. Bases 600 to 947 code for a protein of 115 amino acids. The transcript has 2 exons.
CCCAAAAAAAAACUUUGAAAUUCGAAUAUUUUUGCAUUCAAAUUAUUCCCUCGAGCUUAGUAAAUCUGCCUCUAAGAUAUGAUGUAAGAUAUGACAUUCAAUAUCAAUCCCCAGGUCUGUCUUCCCUCAUUCUCCUGGUCUCAGUUUCUCAUACAGCAAGCAGGGCAAAAUAUUUGAUUAUUUUCAUUGUUUAUCUUUGUUUCAACAACCUCUCCUAUUCAUCUCAUUCAUUCACAAAAAGCCCUGGUCCAUUACUGUGGUCAGUGUGCCUAGCAACGGUAUAGCAAACGUACGGUCUGUUGAACCCACAUGUAAAGUUUUGUAAAAUAGUUUUGUUGAGUCUUAAGGUGGCCAUGCACAUGUCAGAUCUGAGCUCUACAAACAAGGGGAUCUGGGCCUGAUAUUCUGCCUACAUGCUGGGCCAAAGUGGACUGAUCUGAUUAUUGGUUCUAGAGUCAAUGAAUGGAUUAUAAAUUAUUAUAUAGGCAGCUGAAUGGGUCAAUGUGCCUGUGUAUGGUCAGUUUCCAUUUUGUAUAAAGAAACAACUUCCAUGUCCAAGUUGCAGGGUUCAGGGCAGAUUCUGAAACUGGUUUCUCUUUAUGCUUGCAGAUGUUGAUGUGAUUUCCAAGUUUGCCCAGUUAGAAUUUCAGCUGGGAGACACUGAGCGGGCCAAAGCCCUGUUUGAGAGCACGCUGAGCAGCUACCCAAAACGUACAGACCUCUGGUCUGUUUAUAUUGACAUGAUGGUGAAACAUGGCAGCCAACAGGAAGUGAGGGACAUUUUUGAGCGUGUGAUUCAUCUGAGCUUGGCAGCUAAAAAGAUCAAGUUCUUUUUCAAGCGCUACUUGAAGUAUGAAAAGAAACAUGGAAGCACCGAGAGUGUCCAGGCCAUGAAAGAGAAAGCGCUGCAGUACGUGGAAUCUCAGAGUUCUCUGGCGGCCACAUAGUGCCCUGUGCUUAGAGACUGCUCUGAUUAAUGUUUAUAUACAUUGUCUACAGAUUGGAUGCAAUAGAGAGUUAUUAUAUGAAUGCCGGGAGAGCUGCCACAGGAACACAGACUCUGAGACUUGGGCAUUUGCCCUUCAGAGACGGAUCUUCAUUUUAAAUCCUUCUCCACUGAUUUUUUUUUUGUGUGCUGCGUUGUGUUGUUCUGCGUGUGUGUAUAUUCAUAUGCAGAAUUGAUGCAUUAAAAUAAAUGCCAAUCUUGA